ACUGUAUUUGUUUUCACCCAAAAAAUUGUUUAAAUUCUUAUCUCGACUUAAUACGGUUUGCGUCUGCGGUAUUCAUUGAAAUUGUGUAUUUGACAUUAUUUUAUAUAAAAGUAUAAAUUUGUGUCAUCAGUCUGGCGACACUAAUGCGUCGAAUAUCGAUAUUUAAUCGGAAAAUAACCACUUAAACGUUAAACCGUAAAUCAUCUCGUAGAAUCUUACAAUGGCUGACCAAAAUAUUUUAGACAAAUCCAUGAGGAGUGUUUUCGGUAAGAAUUUUCUAUUCAUAUUAAAUGUUUGUUGUAUACGUUUGUUAUUAAUUGUUUGGUUUUUCAGUGGGAAACAUUCCCUAUGAGGCUACGGAAGAAAAGCUCAAAGACAUAUUCAGUGAAGUAGGACCUGUGAUAUCAUUCAAGUAUAAUAACAUUAAUUAACACAAAAUAUAUAUUACUGCUUGCAUAUUACUUAUUAUGUAGUCUAUCGAAAAAUUUAUUAGAAAUUAAGUAUAAGUCAACAUUCUAUCUACAAAAUACAUUUUAUCUAGGUAUUAUUAUUUUUAUAAUUUGCACAAUACUUCUUAAAUAUUCAGAUAAUACUAAGUACAGGCGGCACCUUUAAUAGAUUUAACUUCCUUAUCUUUAAUGAUUUUAUGUGCUAAUAUCAUACAUAUCUAAAAUAUAUAAUAUACCUAAAUUUAAUACGCCCAAGCUGAAGAAAAAUUUUCGAUGAUAUUGAAUUAUAGUCAGAGAUGGACUGCAUAUUAUUAGGUGUCCAUUUUCCCUUUUGUCACUGUUGAACUAUUGAUAUUUUAUUGUUAUUUGUUUAUCUUGUAGACUGGUUUAUGAUAGAGAAACAGGUAAACCUAAAGGUUAUGGGUUCUGUGAGUACAAAGAUCAAGAGACUGCACUUAGUGCAAUGCGUAAUCUCAAUGGACAUGAAAUUGGUGGACGUACACUACGCGUUGACAAUGCCUGUACAGAAAAGUCUAGACUAGAAAUGCAAUGUAACUAAAAAAUUAUUAAAUUAUAAACAUUACAUCAUAUUGAUUAUAUGUAUAUUACAGCUUUAAUGAUGGGUAUGCCUAAUUCUGAAAAUCAUUAUGGUGAAGCAGUCAGUGCAGAAAAAGCUCCAGAAGCCAUAAGCACUGCGGUUGCGUCUUUACCACCAGAGCAAAUGUAUGAACUAAUGAAACAAAUGAAAGCUUGCAUUCAGGUAUUGACAAUGCACGAUUAAUAUAAAUUAUUCAAUGUACUUCAAAACAAUAAACAACUAUGAAAUUCAUUUCAUUAACUUUCUUAAAUUAUUCAGAACAAUCCAGUUGAAGCUAGAAACAUGUUACUUCAAAAUCCUCAAUUGGGAUAUGCAUUGUUACAAGCGCAAAUUGUUAUGAAAAUAAUAGACCCUCAAGUUGCUGCUGUAAGUAUACUACAACUAAAGUAUUGUACUUAAAGGGAUAAGGCCUCUCAAAAGUUAUUUGUCUUUGAACAUGUAGUACUUGUUAUUUUUUUAUAAAUUAUUUUUUAUACAUAUAUUAUCUUUGAAAAAUCUUUAUUAACAAAUAAUAACACAAAGUAUGUAUUAUGUAUAAUUGUAUUGUAGACUAUGCUACAAACUUCAAACCAAGCUACACCAAUAACAGUUUCAAAUACUCCAGCUACUACCACAACACCAACUGUUGUCAAUACAAUUCCUAUUAACGAUAACAAUGUAUGGACACAAAACAAACCGACAGUUCCUCAAAGUGUCCAACCACAUGGUAAUAAAACUUAUUUUAUUAUUAAAAUUAUCGAUUUAAAAAUAUGGAGAUUUUAUAGAAUCAAUGUUAUAACAUAAUUAAAUAUAUUAAUGAAUAAAAAAUAUGGUUCAUUCAGUUGAAGAUAUGGAUUUGCGACAACAAAUACCUCGUGUGCGUGUCAUGGAUCAAGAUUUAAGGCAGCAACCAUUACCAAUACCAAUUCCAAUCCCUCAACCGUUACCAACAGUAGUUGUACCAGUUGAAUCUCCACUUCCACAGCCGGCAGUACCGUAAAUCGCAUUAAAAUAUAAUCUACUAGUAAUUACUAUUAUUAACAACCUUAUUUUUACAGCUUGUCGAGGGAUCCCCGUGCUUCAGCAACAAUGGAUUCAGAUAUUCGAACUUUUACGAUUAGAGAUCCUAGAGCAAACAGUAAUAACACAGCCCAAGUAACAACCCAAGUGCCUCAAGCGGUUCAGCCAACUCGACCACCGGCUGGACAACAACAGCCUAAGCCUGGAUCUUCAACAGACAAUGAAAAGGUAGAUUCAGCCAAAAGUUAAUUUAGUUAUCAUUUUUGAAGGGAAAUUUUUUAAUUAUAUUUUCUUUUUUAGGCGGCUUUAAUAAUGCAAGUAUUGCAAUUAACUGAGGAACAAAUUGCAAAAUUACCAGCGGAACAACGUCAAAGUAUUUUGGUUUUAAAAGAGCAAAUAGCUAAGUCAGCACAGAGAUAAUUUGAUAGAAUUUUUUCUAC
Molecule: messenger RNA, 2486 nt
Organism: Cinara cedri
Lineage: Eukaryota; Metazoa; Arthropoda; Insecta; Hemiptera; Aphididae
Source: the annotation of a GenBank genome assembly